CAAUUUGCUGUAUCCAAUACCCUUAUCUCUCUCUCCAUCUUCCCUUCCAGCUGGUACGUACCCUCCAUUUCAUCUUUAUAUACCCUUUCUCCAUUUCUCAUUCUUCGUCCUUCACAUUCUCUCUCUUUCUCUCUCUGAAUUCCUCUUUUUUCAGGAAUUUGGAGAGACUUUUGAUAUUGCAAGGGUAGGAUAAAUCAGCAUCCAAGGAAAUUAUGGAGUUUUCUACGCUUUUCAUUAUCAGCAACAUGAUGCUGCUUCUCAGUUCAGCAUUUGCCAAAACUGCUAGUCCUCCCUCUCUGAGCCCAACUCCAGCACCAGCCCCAGCACCAGACUUUGUGAACCUUACUGAGUUGCUCAGUGUUGCUGGUCCAUUUCACAAGUUUCUUGGAUACCUUGAAUCCACCAAAGUGAUGGACACUUUCCAAAACCAAGCCAACAACACCGAAGAAGGAAUUACCAUCUUUGUUCCUAAGGACACUGCCUUCUCAUCUUUGAAGAAAUCUGCUCUGUCCAAUCUCACCUCUGACCAGAUAAAGCAAGUGAUCCUCUUCCAUGCCUUGCCUCAUUUCUAUUCUCUGGCUGACUUCACAAAACUCAGCGAAACCAGCUCCACUCCCACAUUUGCUGGAGGGGAUUACACUUUGAAUUUCACUGAUAAUUCUGGGACAGUGCUCAUCAAUUCAGGAUGGUCAAAGACCAAGGUGAGCAGUGCUGUUCAUUCCACAGAUCCUGUUGCUAUAUACCAAGUUGACAAGGUGCUACUUCCUGAGGCAAUUUUUGGCACUGAUAUACCUCCAGCACCUGCUCCAGCACCAACUCCUGAUAUUGCCCCAGCUGCAGAUUCUCCCACCGAACACAGUGCAGACAGCAAAGCAUCUUCUCCAUCAUCUUCUCUUGAUGCCUCCUCUUCUCACAAGCUCAUCAUCAACUUUGGAAUCUGGGCCAACCUUGUCCUGGCAUCUUUUGGUGUGCUGGUGCUCUUCUGAUGGGACUCUUCCUGUUCAAUAUUUAAUUUAGAUUAUGUUUAUGUAUCUACAUUUGGUGCACUUGCUUUGAUUUGAAUCCAUUUUUUUUGAACAUAAGUGUUAUUCAAUAUCUGUAUGAAUGUGAUUUCUGCUGUUAUACUAUUUUUUUAAAAUCUCAUAGCAUGUGGUUGCCAUGUUAUGUGGUUGUUAUCUUAUGACUGUAUCUACCCUUUUUGGAGAGUUUUAAUGCCAUCACUUAAAGUUAAAGUUUAUUCCUCAA
Vigna angularis (adzuki bean) is the source of this 1245-nucleotide messenger RNA. Its product is annotated as fasciclin-like arabinogalactan protein 7. Bases 213 to 986 code for a protein of 257 amino acids. Lineage: Eukaryota; Viridiplantae; Streptophyta; Magnoliopsida; Fabales; Fabaceae. The transcript is spliced from 2 exons. The record is from RefSeq and is a predicted model, not a curated record.